Messenger RNA from Paraphaeosphaeria sporulosa, 1161 nucleotides. Its product is annotated as HET-domain-containing protein. Lineage: Eukaryota; Fungi; Ascomycota; Dothideomycetes; Pleosporales; Didymosphaeriaceae. The transcript has a single exon. The annotation marks the transcript as partial. The record is from RefSeq and is a predicted model, not a curated record.
AUGUGGACAGGGGAAAAAUCCAGAUCAGAGAAAGCCCAUGAGCGCAGCACAUCUUCUGCUGCAGUACAUGAAAUAGCCUGUACGUGGUACAAUGUGUGUCGCGAGUCCCAUGAAAAAUGCAAAAAGUUUGGCCCCGGCAAGAGAUACACACCGACCAGGCUCAUUGACGUUGGCAUGGAACGGGACCAAACGUGGAAGCUCUGUCUGCAUCCGCAGGAUAUUGAAGACGCUCCAGACUAUCUGACCUUGAGCUACCGAUGGGCGCAAGAUCCUACAGUGCUUCUCCAGAGCUGCACCAUAGAGGCCUUCCGGCAAGGCGCUCCUAUAGCUGGCCUGCCCAAGACUUUCAGAGAUGCCAUUACUGUGGCACGAAGAUUCUCUAUCAGGUACCUCUGGAUUGACUCUUUGUGCAUCAUACAAGACUCGUCUGAAGACUGGGCUCGAGAAUCGGUACUGAUGCACGACGUUUAUGCGAACUCAGCCUGCAACAUAUCUGCAUCUGCAUCGGAAAGCCCGGAGGGCGGUUUGUUUCGCGACCGCAAGGCCGAAGAAGUAGGCUUAGGUUACAUCAGUGUAGAUCUGCCAAAUCUAGGUACCAAGAAUUUCGAGAUAUGGGAUCAGUUUUAUAUGGACCGACUGACGCAUGGUCCACUCUCCGAUCGCGGUUGGGUCUUCCAGGAGCGAGUGCUUUCGCCGAGAGUACUCCACUUCUCACGGAGUCAAAUUGUCUGGGAGUGCUUCGAGAUGAAUAAGUGCGAGUCGUUUCCGAAUUGGUCGCCAUUCCCUACCGAAGCUGACUACUCUCGUGGCGUCAAAACAGUCUAUGACUUUUUCAAAUCUGACUCCGGUUCCGAUCUCUCGCCAACUAGAAAGGGAGAUGAUGGAAAACUCAUGAGUGUUGGCGUCUAUAACCAGUGGAUGCACCUGGUGAAGACGUACUCGCGGUCUGCGUUCACCUGUCCGGUAGAUCGACUCAUUGCCAUGUCAGGAAUAGCCAGUAAGUUUAAGAAACAUACUGGCGACGAGUACCUAGCUGGGUUGUGGAGAUCAAGGCUAGUCGAAGGGUUGAACUGGAUUGUCGUCAAUCCUGUCGCUCGACCACUUGAGCGUUUUCGUGCACCGUCAUGGUCGUGGGCUGCCGUCGACUCUGCUGUCUUCCCA